Molecule: messenger RNA, 1269 nt
Organism: Coregonus sp. 'balchen'
Lineage: Eukaryota; Metazoa; Chordata; Actinopteri; Salmoniformes; Salmonidae
Source: the annotation of a GenBank genome assembly
UCUUAGCUACCUCUGAUGGGACGAGGCAGGGGCUGGACAGCACGAGAGGAGGAGUGUGUGUGACACGAGGGAUGAAGGUGAUUCUCAAAGUGGGACAGAGUGAGUAUCAUCAUCAUCCUUACUAUAUAUAUAUACAGAACCAGUUAAAAGUUUGGACACACCUACUCAUUCAAGGGUUUUUCUCAAUUUUUACUAUUUUCUACAUUGUAUAAUAAUAGUGAAGACAUCAAAACUAUGAAAUAACACAUAUGGAAUCAUGUAGUUACCAAAGAAGUGUUAAACAAAUCAAAAUAUAUUUUAGCUGGUUGAGAGAAUGCCAAGAGUGUGCAAAGAUGUCAUCAAGGCAAAGGGUGGCUAUUUGAAGAAUCUCAAAUAUAAAAAAUAUAUAUAACACUUUUUUGGUUACUACAUGAUUCCAUAUGUGUUAUUUCAUAGUUUUGAUGUCUCCACUAUUAUUCUACAAUGUAAAAAUAAAGAAAAACCCUUGAAUGAGUAGGUGUGUCCAAACUUUUGACUGGUAGUGUAUAUUCUUGUUGAUUUGCUGUAAUUAGUCUUUCAAUAGUAAUCAUCCUCAUAUAAACUAAUGUGCAUGGGGUCUUUAAUAUUCUUGUACAUAUUUUGUAACAAUAUUCAGGAAACUGUGCUAUGUAAUGUUGUUCACAACCCUAAAGAAACUGUGUGAUUUCCCAUAGCUGCUUAUGGCCUCCCACCCAAACCCAAACCAGACCCAAACCGCUUCCACCCCAAAGGUAAGUCUACAGUACAGUACUCCAGAAGGAAGGAGAGGAAACUCUCCUCACUGGUUUAAUGAUACAGUAUUUACAGUACUAGUCAUUGAUCCUGACCCCUCUCCCCUAACAGGGAACGGUACCACGCCCAAGGCUGGUGGAGAGGGCGAGGGGAACAACCCUCUACCCUCCUCUAACGUGGCGGUGAUCACUGGAGCGGCAGGGGGCGGAGCCUUCCUCCUCAUCGUGACUUCCGUCAUCUGUGUGGUGUGUUACCGCUGGCGACAGAACAAGCACUCUGAGACCCACCACCCCACCCUGAACCCUGGCCACCCUCACCCCCAAGAGGGGCAGCAACAACGGGGCCGGCUCCUCCGCCGGAGGCAACAAUGGUUCGGAGCCCAGUGACAUCAUCAUCCCUCUGCGGACUUCAGACCAGGCUUACUGCCCGCACUACGAGAAGGUGAGCGGGGACUACGGCCACCCCGUCUACAUCGUCCAGGAGAUGCCUCCCCAGAGCCCAGCCAACAUCUACUACAAA